This is a messenger RNA of Acanthopagrus latus (yellowfin seabream), 2780 nucleotides long. It is a transcript of the gene pecam1, whose product is annotated as platelet/endothelial cell adhesion molecule 1. Gene Ontology annotation, molecular function: transmembrane signaling receptor activity. Gene Ontology annotation, biological process: cell surface receptor signaling pathway. The transcript has 15 exons. The record is from RefSeq and is a predicted model, not a curated record. NCBI's taxonomy places the organism in Eukaryota, Metazoa, Chordata, Actinopteri, Spariformes, Sparidae. Bases 170 to 2572 code for a protein of 800 amino acids.
GGUUUGAUAAGACAACAACACCCCCCCUUCACCAACAACACCAAGAGUUUCUCCUCUGUACACUCCACCUCUCGCUUCCUGCGUCCCUCCCACGUCCGUCUGACUGCUCCUCCGGCCUCCUCAUCCCCUUGUAUUUCAACCUUACGGCAGUGAAGCACCAUCACUCAGCAUGGACUCCAGACCCCCCAACCUGCCGCUGCUGCUGCUGCUCCUCAGCAGCCUCCUCCAACUCUGGCAAAGUGCCAGCGGACAGUCGUCAUACAUUAUAGAUACCGUUGGGCUCAAAAUCCUACCCAGCAGCACAGUUCAGAGCGGUACGCCGGUGACAAUACACUGCCAGGUCAGAGUCAUUCACGACAACAUCCCCAACCUGACACACACCUUCCAGCUCAAACAGGACGACUACGUCAUCCACUCCUCGACCACCACCGAAGACUCAGUUGUGUAUGAGCUCAACCCCGCCAGGGCGGCAGAUUCUGGGAACUAUGACUGUCGAGUCACUGUCAAGGAAAGGAGCAAAGCCAGCUUUGGCCAAAAACUUGACGUCACAGGCCUGCAGACCCCCAUUCUCUAUUUGAAUAACACCUCACCGUAUGAGAAUGAGGAGUUCACAGCUAUCUGUAGUGCUCCGGACGAGAAAGGACCCCUCACCUUCAGCUUUUACCAGAGAUCCAGAAGCGGAGCGUCUCAGAAGAUAAAGCAGCCGGCGUCCACUGGGAACUGGUCCGAGACCACACUGGUUUUGAGAGAGGUUAAGGACAGCUUCCUGUACUGCGACUAUGAGAUUAAUCUGGUUUCUGGGGCCAGGCGCUCCAACCGCAGCAGUGAGAUUCAAGUGAUAGUCAAAGCACUCCACAUUGCCCCGGUCAUGAAUGUGCUGCCCAACUCAACCGUCUAUGAGGGUGAAAUAUUGGAGGUGGUCUGUAGAGUGAUUAAUCCACCAACGAACAUUGAGGUAUUCCUGACGAGAGACCGGAGGAUCCUCAAGCAAGCCCAAGUCGCCCUUAAUCAUCGAUUCACUGCACAGGAAGGCGACUCUGGGGAGCUUGUGUGCAAGGCAGUGUGGGGCAGUGUGCAAAAAGAAACCUAUCAAACAAUCACAGUCAAAGAGCUGUUUUCAAAGCCACGCCUGACUUUGAACCCCAUUGACAUAUUUGAGGGGGACAAGUUGCAUGUGGCCUGCUCUGUACCCAGUUACGCCCGUGACAAGAUCGACAUCAACAGCAUGCACUUCUCCAUCUACAGAGAUAACGUCAAAGUCACCAGCCAAAACACAUUCAGCACUAAGGCGCACCCUUCUGAAAACGGCAACUACACCUGUCAAGUGAAUGUGGCUUCUUCAAAACAAAAUUUUGUGAAAGAAAGCCAAAAGGUUGUUGUUAAAGCAAAAGUUCCUGUUUCUAAACCCGUGUUGAGUGUGGUGGGGGGUACGCUGGUGUUGGGGAAGCCUUUCCAGCUGCUCUGUCACAGCGACAGUGGCACUCUACCCAUCACAUACACCCUAUUCAGCCCAAACACGGCGGUUGAAUCCAUGGAGGUGAGCCACCCGGGGGAGCAGGCCAUCUUUAACACCUCAGCAGUCAACAAGAGAUCAGACGUGGACAAGUUCCUUUGCCAUGCCAAAAACAGUCCACAGAGGACAUCUGUGACAGAAACAGGGCAGCUGCUACGUUCAGCCACGAUAAUAGAGCCUGUGUCAAAACCAGUGUUGAGCAUACUGCCCAGCAUGGGGGACGUGUCUGAGGGGCAGGACAUGACUCUGGUUUGUUCUGUUCGGAGAGGCACUCUUCCCAUCAUCUUCACCUGGUACCACCACACUGAGAAGGAAGAAGCAAUUCACACUUUCAAGACCUUCGAGAAAAUGGAAUCAUCCUUCAAGAUCAGCAAUGUGAGAGGAAACCACCAAGGGAAUUACUACUGUGUUUGCACCAAUCCGGCAAAUGAAACCGAAAAAAGCGCCACCGUCACAAUCAGAGUGAUGCUGGCUGGCUGGAAGAAAGGUCUUAUCGCAGUCUUCUGCAUCCUGCUCAUACUGGCAUUCAUCGUUGUUCUCGCCUUUACAAGACGUCUCCUCCGAUUCAGGAGGAGAACUGGCGAGCUGUCAGUGAAGUCAGUCAGCACCAAGGCGGAGAGACUGAGCCUCACCCACGCGGAGGUCAAUAACGCUGCCAAUGUCACUCCAGGCAUCAUGGGAAAGAGUGUUUGGAGUGAACAUGUAUCAGGCUCUGAGUCUGACGACCAGAACAGUGUGACCUCUCCGGACAAGGCGGAACCUCGAUACACAGAAGUGCAGAUCAGACAGGCAGACCCUAACAAAGCUCCGUUGAAAAAGGGCACAGACACGGUGUACAGCGAAGUGCGGAACUCCAAGCAAGGUGCUCCAGAGCCGGCUGAUGGUGGGUCAGUGGAGUAUGCACAGCUGAAUCAUGAUGCGGAUCACCACAGUGACCAUGGUUACCAUGGGGACCACAGCACCCAGGAUGACCACAUAGACGAGAUUGACAGCAGUGUUGACAACAACACUGUGACUAUGGGGGAUGAAAACAUGACCCAAAGCCAGACUGUUGACUGACCGACAAGAAUAUUUAUUCCCUUUUAUUCCCUAUUUAUCCGGCUCCUUAACGCAGCCGGAGUGUUUUGUGCUGAAAGACCUUAAACACCCCGAAGCAACUAGGUCACGUUUGUAUUUUUAUAACACUUUGCGAUGAAAGGUCCCACACUGUUAAUUCACUUGCUUUUGUCUUUGAAGGGCAAAUAAAAAUGUUUUCUGUUAAGAGUUA